Messenger RNA from Eublepharis macularius, 3301 nucleotides. RefSeq names its product checkpoint with forkhead and ring finger domains (gene CHFR). The transcript is spliced from 18 exons. Gene Ontology annotation, molecular function: ubiquitin-protein transferase activity; protein binding. The coding region runs from base 507 to 2561 and encodes 684 amino acids. The record is from RefSeq and is a predicted model, not a curated record. NCBI's taxonomy places the organism in Eukaryota, Metazoa, Chordata, Lepidosauria, Squamata, Eublepharidae. Gene Ontology annotation, cellular component: nucleus. Gene Ontology annotation, biological process: protein ubiquitination; mitotic cell cycle checkpoint signaling; ubiquitin-dependent protein catabolic process.
CCCCUCCCUCUCUGCUCGCCUCAGGCCUAGGCUGGGUGGGGGGCCUGGCAAGGAAAUGGGCGCGGGGCAAGGGCGGCCCCAGCUGAGCUAGCCCUGGGGAGCCUCUCGCUCUGCCUCCCCCUCUAGGCUGGGAGAGGCCUUCUGGGGGAGGCUGCAAGGGGGAGGCAUUGGGCAGCAGCUUUUUAAACUCUUCCCACCACCCCUAAUUCUCAGCCCCAAAAGGGUGUCUGGUGGGCCCAGCAAGAUAUGGGUCCAACAGCGCCUUAAAGAUGAGGUAGAAACCCUGGGAAUGUGGUUGCCCCCCCCAGGGGUCCUAUCUGAACGGGAGGGGCUGCGGGCGUGUGUUGGGGGAGGGGACGCUGGAGAAACCGAAAGGGGAAAUCCAGGAAGGGCGUGUGAUGAGGAGGGGGCUGAUGGGAGUUUGGAGCAGUUGGAAAACGAAAGGAGGGAGGCGAUGGAGCGGUAAAGAAGAAUAACACGCGUGAGAGUUUUAGAUGUAAAUCCAAAUGGAGCAUUUGGAAAACAGAGGCCAAAUAGAGCUGCUGAGACAGCGACAGCCCUGGGGGAAGCUGAUCCGGUUAGGGGCUGGAGAAGCUGAGCCUCACGUCUUGCUGCUGAAGAAAGAGUGGACGAUUGGAAGGAAAAAAGGUUGUGACUUGUCCUUUCCUGGCAACAAACUGGUGUCUGGAGAUCACUGCAAAAUAACAGUGGAUGAAGCAUCUGGUCAGGUGUCACUGGAGGAUACCAGCACAAAUGGAACAGUUAUUAAUAAACAGAAGGUGGUGAAGAAGCAGAGCUGCCCUUUGCAGACUGGAGAUGUGAUCUACGUUGUUUACAGGAAAAACGAGCCAGAAAACAACGUUGCUUAUAUCUAUGAAUCCUUAAGCCCAAAACUGGACCCAGCUAAUGAGCCAGUAGAAGCCAACAUUAAAAGCACAUGCCAUGUGACCAAAGAUACCUCAGAUACCGGAAAAAGCAAUGAUGGAACCUCAAUGGCAUCACUACCAUCUGCUACUCAGCCUCGCGAUGAUGAACCACAGCCAUCCACUUCGACAUCCAACCUCUUUAAUGCUGCUUCUACCUCUCUCUCCGAGUCUGUGCCCACCGGGCAGGAUAAUCCUUCGACAUUCGGGCCGCAGUCUUCCGGUUUUGCUCCUGUGCCUGCUUUGCCCGUCCAAGAAGUGUGUCGUCCAAAAGAAUCACUUGAGCAUAAGCAGCCAAAUGUAAACGCCGAACCCUCUGACAUUUCUUCAGGGGUCAAAGAGAAAGUGGCAUCGCCGAUGCUUGAGCUUAAAUGCCGGGGUGAAGAGGAAGUCGUGGAGCCUGCUAGGAAGAAAGUAAAAAGAGAGGGCAUUGCCACCUCGUAUCUUCAGGUGACCAUCCUCAAUCAAUGUGCAAUUAAAACGGGCUCCGAGGACCCAAAGUCAGCCAACGUGAAGCCGGACAAGAUGGAAGAAACGCUCACCUGCAUUAUCUGCCAGGAACUGCUGCACGACUGUGUCAGUUUGCAACCCUGUAUGCACACGUUCUGCGCUGCUUGCUACUCAGGGUGGAUGGAGCGUUCGUCUCUCUGUCCGACGUGCCGCUGUCCGGUGGAGCGCAUUUGUAAAAACCAUAUUCUGAACAACUUGGUGGAAGCUUAUCUCAUUCAGCAUCCAGACAAGUGCCGCAAUGAAGAGGAUGUGCGAAGCAUGGAUGCCCGGAACAAAAUCACUCAAGACAUGCUUCAGCCAAAGGUGCGGAGGUCCUUUUCGGAUGAAGAAGGAAGUUCUGAAGAUCUCCUGGAGCUCUCGGAUGUUGAUAGCGAAUCCUCGGAUAUUAGCCAGCCCUAUAUCAUGUGUAGACAGUGUCCAGGAUCUCGUCAGCCGCCGACUCAGCCCCUUCUCCCUGCAGGCCAGGAGGGAGAAACGGAAGCCAUACGGGCAUUGGGGGAUGCACCAGAUGCACCGUCUACCUCUGCGAGCUUUCCAACAGCUGUCCAGGAGUACGUGUGUCCUGCUCAAGGAAGCCAUGUAAUCUGCACAUGCUGUUUCCAGUCAAUGCCGGACCGCAGAGCGGAGCGCGAGCAGAAUCCACAUAUCGCCCCCCAGCAAUGUACCAUCUGUCUACAACCCUUUUGUCAUUUGUAUUGGGGCUGCACUCGGGUGGCGUGUUUCGGCUGCUUGGCACCAUUCUGUGAAAUAAAUCUUGGUGACAAGUGUCUAGAUGGUGUCCUUAACAACAAUCACUAUGAAUCAGAUAUUUUAAAGGAUUACCUGGCAUCCAGGAAUUUGACAUGGAAAAACAUAUUGAAUGAAAGUCUCCUAGCUCUUCAAAGAGGAGUUUUUGUAUUGUCAGAUUACCGAAUUACUGGAGAAACGGUGCUCUGUUACUGUUGUGGCCUCCGCAGCUUCCGAGAGCUGGCUUAUCAGUACAGGCAGAAUAUUCCUGUUUCUGAAUUGCCAGUGGCUGUGACGUCCCGUCCUGAUUGCUAUUGGGGACGCAACUGCCGGACUCAGGUCAAAGCACACCAUGCCAUGAAAUUCAAUCACAUUUGUGAACAGACACGAUUCAAAAACUGAAGGUGGCUGGGGGGGGCACUGAAAUGAACCGAGUUCUUGUGGCCUGUUAAAAGGGAAGGGAGCGGAAAGGGAAGGAGAAAUUAAACUUGAAAUGCUGACUCUACAGUCAUUCUUCCAUUGUUCCCUCAUGGCAGGGGAGUCAGUAACUCUCUUCCUCUGGUGCGAUCUCCUCCAUUUGUAAUGUUUUGCAGGGUGUACUUUUCUCCCCUUUUGAAAGAGCAGUGAAAAAAACAUUCAUGAUGCCUCCCCAACCUGUUUCCUCACAUUUCUAUCACACGAGAGCAUCUCUGAAUCAAAUGAUGCUCCCAGCAUCGAGUAAUGAAGGGGCUUGGGUAGGCACUGAGCAGUUCUGUACGUUAAUACCAAUUGAGAGCUAUUGUUGCACAGCGUAACAUCUGGAACGAGCUUCAGAGCGAUGGGACGCAUGGAAUUGCAAUCCCGUGUGGCAGGACCUUGCCCUGCCCAUUAAACAUUCAUCCAUUCCAACUUCACAGGUGUCAUGCAGAACUCCUUUGGCUGUGUCUGUAUAGGGGUUGGUUGCACAGCAGUGAUCUCCCGCUGAUCAGCGUGGCCCAGAAGGGCCACUGGUGGGUUAUGCCAUUACCCACCUAAAACUGUCCAUGACAGAAAAUGUCCUGCCAUUUCUAGGAUAUGCCCACUUAAGUGUGACAGUGCCCAAUAAGUGCAGUCAGGAUGUACUCCUUUCUUUGCCAGGUAAUUAUAUAAAUUUGGACCUUAAA